UAGCACGAGCAUUCCUGGCGCAUCCUGUACCCGAUUCCUCUCACUUGCGGUAGGCGGUAACCUAUAAAUCUUCCCGCGUCCGCAUUAUUCGUCCCUCCUCGACUUCUCUUCCCCUCUGCACCGAUCCUCCAGAAAAAGAAGAAUCAGUCUCCCCCACGACCAACGACGCCUCCUCUACUUCUCCCCCAUUUCAAUCCCUUAUUUACCAACAACGCCCCCAUAUUCAUGACAACUCCCUCCCCCGAUAUUAAUUCUCCCUCUCGCAACCCCUUCUCCCUUUGCUCAAACCAAACCCACCAACCGAAACCCAUCAAAACUUGAUCUUUCCCCCACGAUCGAUCGAUCGAAACCACCAUGGGAUCAAGCAAAGGCAUCACCUUUUACCUCGCCGAACACCCUUCAAUCGUCGGAUUCCGUUGGUCGCCGGAGAAAUCAUGGGGAUCCACUUGGUCCUUUCUCAUCUGUUCCAUCGCCCUCUACCACGCCGCCGCCAUCCUCCUCCACCUCCUCCUCCACCUCUUCCGCCGCCGCCGUCCCGUUCCUCUGGGCCCCAUCCCGGCUCUUCACUCCCUAGCCAUGGUCCUAACAUCCGCCACCAUAUUCCUCGGCAUCCUUCUAUCCUCCCUCGCGGAGAUCCGCGAUACGCGCUGGUUCUGGAGACGGAUUCAGAUAUCCAACCCGCUUCACUGGUUCCUCUGUUUCCCCAUCGGCACUCGCCCUUCCGGCCGCGUUUUCUUCUGGUCUUAUGUUUUCUACCUCUCGCGCUUCUUGCAUUUGAUGCGUAGCUUCUUCUCAAUCCUCCGAAGACGACCGAACGCGUUCUCGCGUCUAUUUGCGCAUUCCGCGCUUGUCUGUAUGUCAUUCCUUUGGCUUGAAUUCUCACAGAGUUUUCAGGUUCUGGCGAUCCUUUCUUCCACGCUCGCCCAUGUGGUUGUUUUCGGCUACCGUUUCUGGGUCGGCGUUGGCUUGCCGGUGGCUGAAGGGGCAGGAUUUGUGGUGGUUCUCGGCUGCCAGGUGGCGGUGCUCUGCUGCAAUUUAAUUUGCCAUUUUGGGGUGAUUCUGUUGCAUUUUGGGAGAGGAGGGUGUAGUGGGAUUGGGGCAUGGAUGUUCAAUUCGUUUCUUAACGCGGGUUUGUUGGUUGUGUUCUUGAACUUUUAUGUGCUGAAGAAGGGAAUUGAGGAGGAGGAUUUAGGCAACGGCCGGCAAGCAGAGGAGUCGAUCAUGGCGGCGCAGGAGACGACUGCGGCGGCGAAGGAGGAAUAGUAAGGAUGUUAAAGGGAACGGACAUCAUUGGAUUGUGGAAACGUUGAUUGGUUGAAAAAGAAAGUUUUUCUUUUUUUUAAAUUUUUUUUUUCCUUAUAUUUGUUUUUACAAAGAGAUAUAGGGUAAAUGCAUAUAUUGUGAGUUUAAUCUUCCUCUUGUUUUAGUCCUUGUGGAAAUGAUGAAGCGGAGUAAGGAGAAGGCCCCCAUUUUGUAUAGAACUGUAUAUAUUUUGUGAUGACUGAGUAAAUGUUGUGUAAAUUUUGUUGUGAUAUAUCA
Messenger RNA from Phalaenopsis equestris, 1539 nucleotides. RefSeq names its product elongation of fatty acids protein 3-like. The record is from RefSeq and is a predicted model, not a curated record. Gene Ontology annotation, cellular component: endoplasmic reticulum membrane. Bases 355 to 1263 code for a protein of 302 amino acids. Gene Ontology annotation, biological process: sphingolipid biosynthetic process; fatty acid elongation, monounsaturated fatty acid; fatty acid elongation, saturated fatty acid. The transcript has a single exon. NCBI's taxonomy places the organism in Eukaryota, Viridiplantae, Streptophyta, Magnoliopsida, Asparagales, Orchidaceae. Gene Ontology annotation, molecular function: fatty acid elongase activity.